Messenger RNA from Nelumbo nucifera (sacred lotus), 2125 nucleotides. RefSeq lists its product as uncharacterized. NCBI's taxonomy places the organism in Eukaryota, Viridiplantae, Streptophyta, Magnoliopsida, Proteales, Nelumbonaceae. The record is from RefSeq and is a predicted model, not a curated record. Gene Ontology annotation, biological process: Golgi vesicle transport. Gene Ontology annotation, cellular component: membrane.
CAACACAUCAACAACGGAGCUAUUCCUUCGCGGGACUGGAGCGGUGCCCGUGCUCUGCCUAAUGCGUCGAAAAGAAGAACCGGCCGUUGGUGCUUGUGAUCCCGAUCGGAAGGUCUCCAUGUUACUUUGUCCAUGAAAGUACAAUCGAAGCCGCUCGUUCAUUAGAUGCUUCAGACAUACAUAUACCUGUCUACAGAACCAGCGCUCGAGUCUCUGAGAAGAGGGGCAGAGGAGAAGGCGAGAAGGCGUCUUCCACUCUUCCCCUCCUCCCCUUCUCUCUCACUUAUCUCUCUCUCUCUCUCUUCGAUUUCUGUCCAUUUAUGUUUCUAUCCAUCUAUCUUACAGUAGUUAUUGACGAUACCAUCGAUCCAUUUUAUACAAAUUUUCUGCAGAGUGGGAAUUCAAGUGUGAGAAAAAAGCUUCUCUUUCUUAGUUUUUGAGGAAGUACUAAUAGAACAUGGCUUCGAGUUUCGACCAGUGGGAGAAGGACCCAUUCUUCUCCGCCGCAGAGGAAGUUCAGGAAUCUGCGGACAGGAUGGAAUCCACGUAUAGAAUCUGGAUCCACGAAAGGAAUGAAGCUUCUCUCAUGUGCGAUUUUGACGAGCUUCGGAGGGAUUUACAUGCAGCCCUUGGCACCGCAAAAUGGCAGCUCGAGGAGUUUGAACGAGCAGUCGAGUCGAGCUACGUUGGUCGCUCCGCCGAGAAUGCAAGAACCAGGCACCGACAAUUCAUUGUUGCAAUCGAGAGUAAGAUUGAGGUUGUUGAGAAUUCAUUGAAAGAAUUGGUCCUUGCAGAAGGAAAAUUGUCACUACCUUGGGUAAGUUUGGAUGAUGGAGAACGGGAUGAGCUUGCAUUGUUUCUAUCAUCUUCGUUGGCAAGAGGGGACAAAGUUCCUGCUACGGUUCCUGAAAGGGACGAAGAAGAAGGUAUGCAGCAGGGUGUGCAUGGAAAAUCAGUGUCAGAUUGUUCAAAAAAUUCGCCUCGUUCUGCAGAAUGGAGUCCCAAAGAGGCUAAGGUCGAGAGGUUGCACGGACAUCGUAGAACAGCAAGUGCUAGUGCCGAGUCUGCCGACAUUGGACUGUCGUUAUUGUCCCCUUCUAAUGUACUUUUCUCCGGGUUCCUGGUAAUCUUAGGGCUGGUGGCCAAACUGAGAUGGUCAAAAAAUGUUUUUAGGAAGUGGAAAGGUGGAGAUCGUCAUCAAUUGAGUCAGGGAAUUAAUGCAUGCUACGAAAGAAACAAGAGCUGUCUUUAUGGCUAUGAUGCCUCGUAUGAUAAGCAACUCCAUGGUUGGAUUGGAGCUGGUCACAGACAGUUUCAAAGGUCUCAAUAUCAGAUCCAAUAUAAUCGGUCUAUUCAGUUGACUUUCUGGGUAUCGCUCGUCCUAAGCUUGAUUGGGUUGAGAAGCAUAUGUUACAUAGUGCCAGCCAUUGCCCUGCCAUGAGACCCAGAUUGUGGCUGGUCAGACAACUUGCAGCUAGGCCUAGUUAUUAUUUGCAAUUUCUUAUUAGAUAUUACAAUAGGCCAUGGUUUGGGUUGGAGUAGUAAGAAGUGAUUUAAGUGCUUAUAAUUUAACAAUGAAUAUUAUUCUAGACAGAAUGGAAUGGGGAAACAGGAUUUAUGUAGCCGACCCCAUAUAAUUGGCAUAAAGCUUAGAUGAUGGUAGUGAUGAUGAUGAUGAUGAUGAUGAGCAUAGGCUAUAGUUAUGUCAUUGUAUGUUUAUUUUUUUUCUUCAUUAUAUCUCCAAUGCUUAAUAUCUGUUUGUGGGGGUACAAACUCACGCACAUUAUGAACAUGGGAAAAUAGAAGAUAUUCUAAAAUGGCUUUGUUAGGGUUCUUCACCGGUAUAUGCCUAUUUCAGGCAUGUAUAUGGAUGAUGCGGUCAAUGCAUUGUCAGAUAGCUCACUUGAGCUAGAUGUCCCAUAAUUUAUCUGAUAUUUUCUGACUAAUAGUGUAUUUGGUUGAACCAUUGAAGUUCCAAAUUUUUAAUAUGUAAAGGAUUCCUGCAGCAAGGGGGCUUUGUUUUUUUUUUUACAAAAAAAAAGAAGAAUUUAAACUUAAAUGGGCAUACCUUCUUGGUUAUGCAUUUGUAAGCGAUUCCAUUAUUACCUUUCCUCUUGAGCUUAUA